This is a messenger RNA of Hemiscyllium ocellatum (epaulette shark), 997 nucleotides long. Its product is annotated as hydroxysteroid 11-beta-dehydrogenase 1-like protein. Lineage: Eukaryota; Metazoa; Chordata; Chondrichthyes; Orectolobiformes; Hemiscylliidae. The coding region runs from base 1 to 888 and encodes 295 amino acids. Gene Ontology annotation, cellular component: intracellular membrane-bounded organelle. The transcript is spliced from 7 exons. The record is from RefSeq and is a predicted model, not a curated record. Gene Ontology annotation, molecular function: oxidoreductase activity.
AUGGCAAGCUGUAAAAGCUUUUCUGUUCUUAUUUUAACCGUUUCUGCUGGAUUUUUGGCAAUAUUGUGGAGAGACACUUUUGAUUUUGAGUUAUUGUUUGGUUCCCGUGUCCUACUGACUGGUGCAAGUAAAGGAAUAGGGGAACAGAUGGCAUAUCAUUAUGCCAGGUUUGGUGCUGAACUUGUAAUAACUGCACGGAAUGAAACUCGACUAAGACAAGUUGAGGAGAAAUGUUUGCAACUGGGUGCAAAGAAAGUCUAUUCCUAUCCUGCGGAUAUGUCAUUUCCAACGAGUCCACAGCAGGUGGUGCAGUUUGCCUUGGAGAAGCUGGGUUCUUUGGAUUACUUAGUCUUGAAUCACAUCGGAAAUGAUCGUUUCCAAAUGUGGAACGGAAAUGCUGAGGACGUCGGUUGGCUGAUGCAAGUGAAUUUCCUGAGUUAUGUCCAGCUGACAGCUGCUGCCCUCCCCACUUUAAUCAAAAACAAUGGGUCCAUCGUGGUCGUCUCCUCUCUUUGUGGAAAACUGGCAAUCCCCUUUGCAACAUCAUAUUCAGCUUCUAAAUUUGCUCUGGAUGGUUUCUUCACUGCCCUGCGUCAUGAGCUCGUGAUGCAGGGGAAGAACGUGUCAGUCACGCUGUGCAUCCUUGCAAUGGUUGACACCGAUUCAGCCAUGGAGAAAGUCAAAUCCGUGAACAUUAGAAUGGCGACGUUUUCUCCAGCCUCUGAAUCUGCGCUGGCUAUUAUCAAAGGAGGAGCUGCCAGGGCUCAGGAAAUCUAUUACCCAUGGUGGACCACUCUGACUGUCAGCAUCCGAGACUGGUUUCCCGAAAUGAGGGACAAGCUAAUCCGCAGUUCCUUCCAAGAAAAAAGCAAAGAAGACGGAAGCUAACCUGGUGCUAUCACCGUGAGGGUUCAGUGAGGAUUAGACAUGAUGUGGAGGUGCCGGUAUUGGAUUGGGGUGUACAAAGUUAAAAAUCACACAACAUCAGGUUAUAGUC